This is a messenger RNA of Fusarium odoratissimum NRRL 54006, 189 nucleotides long. RefSeq lists its product as uncharacterized. Bases 1 to 189 code for a protein of 62 amino acids. The record is from RefSeq and is a predicted model, not a curated record. NCBI's taxonomy places the organism in Eukaryota, Fungi, Ascomycota, Sordariomycetes, Hypocreales, Nectriaceae. The transcript has 2 exons.
AUGGGCAGUGGUAUGGUGCGAGACCAAGUGCAAGACAAGGCCAGCAAACGCGAGGACAAAAGUAUCAACAAGAUCACCAUGAUGGGACUCAAGCAGGAAAACCACGAUGGCAGGGACUUGGAGAAUGAACCAUCGUUUGAUGAGCAAGAUGACUAUAACGAAGGCUAUAAAGAACGUCCUUCUGCGUGA